This is a messenger RNA of Apis cerana (Asiatic honeybee), 977 nucleotides long. Its product is annotated as AN1-type zinc finger protein 1. NCBI's taxonomy places the organism in Eukaryota, Metazoa, Arthropoda, Insecta, Hymenoptera, Apidae. Gene Ontology annotation, cellular component: cytoplasm. Gene Ontology annotation, molecular function: zinc ion binding. The record is from RefSeq and is a predicted model, not a curated record.
ACCUGAUCCUGAAAGUGAUAAUGGUGAUUCUCAUAUGACAUUGAAAGAAUUAGAACAAAAGUGGAAUAAUCUAGCUUUAGGAACUCUCAGUGAAAACCAUUUACAUUCUCCAACACCUUCUCAUAGUUAAAUAAGUAAUGAUUUAAAAAUGGAAUUUCCAAAUAUUGGAGCAAGAUGUUCAAUCAAAGAUUGCAAACAAUUAAAUUUCUUACCAUUUGAAUGCAAUCAUUGUCAUGAUUUAUUUUGCAAAGAACAUUUUCAUAUAUCUUCUCAUAAAUGUUUAAGUUUUAAAGAUAAGAUAACAUACACUAAAAUAAAAGCAUCAAGUUAUACAUGUUCAGAGGAAUUUUGCAAAGAAAUAUCGCCUAUUGAAAUGCAAUGUAUUAAAUGUAAAAAACACUUUUGUCUACAACACAGAUAUCAUGGUUGUUUAGAAUAUACAAAUGAAGAAAAAACAACAAAGUUAAAAAAGUGGCAAAUACCAAAAAAACAAUUUGCAGAAGCGAAAGCUAUAGUGGAUGAAGAAAUUUCAAAUACUUUGAAGAAAUCUAAAAAUACUGCAAUGGCUAAUAAAGUAAGGCUUAUGCGUUUAAAGGGUUCUGCUGUUGGUGUGAAAAAUAUACCAAUGAAUGAGAGAUGUUAUUUUCUUGUAUAUCUCCCAAUUACAAUAUCUAAUAAACAUAUAGGAUCAUCAAAAAGUAUUUAUGUGAAUAUAAAUUGGACAAUUGGGAAGGCAAUAGAUUCAAUAGCUGAUAUAUUAAAAAUAUCCAAUAAUAAUAAUUUAGCAAAAGCAUGCAAACUACAAUUAUUUCAUUAUGCAACUGGUGUAUUAAUAUGUAAUGAAAUGAAUAUGCUAUUAACAAAAUUAUUUGAAAAUUCUGAACUUGUUGAUGGACAAAGUAUAAUUUUAGAAUAUUCAAAUAGUACUUUUGUAGAUUAUACUUUAUAUAAAUAAAUAUUUACAAAAAAUAAUAAAA